Molecule: messenger RNA, 2330 nt
Organism: Anopheles maculipalpis
Lineage: Eukaryota; Metazoa; Arthropoda; Insecta; Diptera; Culicidae
Exons: 2
Coding region: 84-2330 (748 amino acids)
Source: RefSeq, a predicted model, not a curated record
GCCAUCAAUAGUUAAGAGCGAACAAGGCGAUCUAAUAAAAACUUACUUUCAUUUUGCGAACAGUGUUGUAAAGAUCGGCAAACAUGGAAGAACCAGAUCGUGAUCUUGCUAAUAUCGAUGGGGCGAAACGGAGCGCCGAUACAUCAUUGACGGCAUCUCUCAACUCGGAAGACAGCUGGACGCUGCUUGGAAAAGACAACGAUCAGCUGUAUAAAGACCCGAGUGGAGUGCAGGAGAUCGAUAAAGAAGAUGUUACUGUGGAGAAAGGAGAGGGCCAGUCCACCGGGAAACAGCGUCAUGAUAGUCACCGAAGCACUGCUGAUUCCCAGCUUGACGAAUCAUCCGAUGGCAUCAGCAUUAUCAGUGAGAGUGACGCGGCUAGCUCCGACAAAAUGUUGGUCGAAGAGGAAUCGCACUACGACCUCUCCACGGUUUAUUUCACCCGAAAUAUUAACCUAAAGCUUCCCGAUUAUGAGCCACUUACACCGCCCUACACUCCAAAUGAUCCGAACCCAGCAGGUUCACAGGAACAAAUAGAAAAGAAAACAGAUUUACAGUUAAAACCAACGGAUGAUCAAUCGGUGGAAACGAUAGGAUCGGUGGUGGAACAUACCCAUCCUACAUCCGUGAUCUGGACAAAGUGGAUAAUUUUUAAUCUGCUGGCUAUAGGCAUGGUGGCCGUCCUAUUCGGGAACUCAAUGCGACUCCAGAAUCGGGUAGACGAGAUAAACUUCGAGCACGAAAAGCGCAUCUCGGAGCUGGAGCUGGAGAAUAACAUUUUGAAGAACGAAAUGACCAAACUGCGCCAUCUUUACACACGUUCAGAGCUAGAGGAGCAAGUUCAGCAGGCUGAAUUUGAGUGGAUGGAUGCAUUGAGACAGGAGACAGUGGCAAACGUGUUAGAGGAAAUUUCGGAAGCAACUGAAGCUGGAGCAGAUAGUACGGUGCCACCGCCACCGGUAAGAAUAGUCCCACCACAGGAUGGCGGUGUGAAAAGGAAGGUAGUUUGGUCAGGUGAUGAAGAGGAACCUAUGCUGAUUGUUGACAAAGAUUAUGUACUGCCUGCAUUCUGCUACAACCAACAUCAAGCGGUGCAGGAUGACCUGUUUUCCGAGUAUAGUGCAAAGUACUGUGGCAUCAAGCAGCGAAAGAUCGAAGCAAAAAAGAAAAAGGCUGAAUUUAGCGAGAAAAAACAAGCAAUGCCAGAAAGCUAUAACAGAUACAUCCAUCCAAAAGCGUCCGAUCAAACUGAGCAAGAGAAGCGAGUCGACCCUGGUAGACCAGCAUCACCUUUUAACAUUGACUACCAGAAAGCGUUUGAUGCCAUCAAAGCGGAGGGCAGUGUUAUCGUAGAAGCGUUGGGUAACAUUCUGGAUCUUUCUCCCGAACCAGAGGAAGCUGCACAAGUACGCGUGAAGCCAGAAGGAAGUGGAAGUGUGUCUCAGGGCAAUACAAAACCUCCACCAAAAGAUUCCACUGUGGCACAGGGUACUGGAGAGAUGGAAUCAGAUUACAAACAGAAACAGGAACAAACGAAGCAACAGAUGUAUGAGGAUCAAAAACAGAAGAAGCAACGACCGAAUGAAAAUGAGUAUCGUAGUAAAGCGGACAAACCAAAGAAAAUGGAAGAAAAUGGGAAUAGCAAGCAUAAGAACGGAAAAUCAAAAGGUGAUCGUGAAAAUAAUAGUCGCUAUGACAGUAAUGAUAGUAAAAAUGGAUAUCGAGAGCAGAAAAGGUUUGACGACAACUACAAACAUGAACGUAGCACCAACAGCAAGAAAGAGGAUCAUCAUCACGGCAAAAGCAAAUAUCAUCAGAAACGAAAAGAUGAUCGCCACUCGGACGAACGGAAGGAUCAUCGCAAGCGUCACAGCGGUGAAGAUAAUCAUUACCACCAACAAAAGUUCAAGCAGAGUGAAGAGUACAAAACACGUGACUAUGAACCUCAAGAGCAUCAUCACGAAAAUCGUGACGAGCGACCAAAGCAUGUGUAUGUCACCGGAAAAGGAUCUUAUUUGGACGAAUAUAAAAGAACCGAAUUGAACGAGGGUCAUGAAAAGUAUCACAAUAACCAACACCAUAACCGGCAGCAGUGGCAACAAUCCAGUGGUGAUUGGAGCGAAAAGAGGUACAAGGGACGAGAUGAAUACCGCCAGGGUGGUGGUAAACACGGGGAGAAACAUUGGCAGGAUCGUAUGAAGCAUGGCCGUCAGGAGGCUAGGGAUGAGCAUAGAAAGCAGAUGGAAGGUGAAAGCAACUGGUACUUGGAGAGAGGCAAUCAGCGCGAGGAGGAGCGAAUUUUCCAACAACCAAACGGUCCAACGAAUUGA